GCACCGCCGCCGCGUCACCUCCUUUCCUUCGGUGUAAGUCACAGGCAAAAACCAGGAUGUAAGGUGGUUCUUGCUGUGGUUCUUACGCGGCAUGACGAUUCUUCGGCUAUGUUGCGCCACAAUACGCGGCUACGACCCACUUGGUCCGGCUCAAGCGGUCACGAAGGCUACGAUUCGUAGCCUACGGGUUCAGCCUUGCCAUGCUAUGUAAGAUCCCAGAAGCGUUACCGAUGCCUGUCGUACAUCAUGUUGCUCGAGUGCAUUUGUGGCGCGUAACGGACGAGAACAUGAAGGUGUUGAAAUUUCGGAGAGGAUGUUAUUUUGUAUGUAUUGUUACGUCACACGCUGAUUACACUCGGCCGAUAUCGCACCUCUUCAGCCAGCCAGCAAGUUCAGUGACUCAUGUACGCAAGAUAAAUCGGGAACACAGAUUGUCUGGAAUUGCUGUGUUAAUCGUCUGGCAAAGCCUUGGAAUUGUCCAUGUUUUCUCGCCAUUUCACGAUAACCCCAAGCACAAAGGAAAACUUCACGCCACAACAAUGCUGUUGAUCAAGGCCAGGAACAGAUCUUAGAUCGCGCAAAGGCUUAUAGAUCGCGUCGCAAAAUUCAAUGAUC
This is a messenger RNA of Didymella exigua CBS 183.55, 615 nucleotides long. RefSeq lists its product as uncharacterized. Bases 201 to 572 code for a protein of 123 amino acids. Lineage: Eukaryota; Fungi; Ascomycota; Dothideomycetes; Pleosporales; Didymellaceae. The transcript is spliced from 2 exons. The record is from RefSeq and is a predicted model, not a curated record.